AUCAUGAGAACAGGUGAAGCGGCCCUCACCGCUAUGGAUUAUAGACUUUACUGGAUUUUAUUGCUCACAUUUUGCUCAGCAUACUCCCAGGCGCCUGAUGUUAUGCAAGAAUUGAUGUGUCAAGAGGUUGUUGCCGAUCAGAGCUACAGCUGUGAAGGUCUUGGACUACAAAAUGUUCCUAGUAGCAUUCCUUUGACCACAGAAAUUCUAGAUUUCAGUUUCAAUUCUCUUUAUGCGCUUUAUGAUUCAACCUUCAGCAGACUAAGAAAUCUGACAUAUUUAAAUUUGGCAAGAUGCAACAUUAACUGGAUAUACGACUACGUGUUCCAAAGUAAUAUUCAUCUCAAAACAAUUAUACUGAUUGGAAAUCCUGUGUUAUACAUUAAAGACUAUGCAUUUUCUGGAGCAAUACCAGUAAGUCAUCUGUUCUUGCAGCAAACAUCAUUAACAAAUGUAUCAAAAAUCAAAGUGACAAAUUUGAAUGCUUUGGAAAAUUUGAAUUUUGGACACAAUUUUAUCUCUUCUGUGUGGCUACCGGACACUUUGCCAACAAGGAACCUACAAACUUUGGAUUUUCGAUUUAACGUCAUAACAAAGAUAACAACAAAAGAUACAGAAAUUUUAAAGAAUAUAAAAAACCUCAGUCUGUUAUUGAUAGGUAAUAAUAUUGAUUAUAUUGAACCAAAUUCUUUCAAUUCAAGUGUGUUGAAUAUUUUGGAUUUGACAGCCUGUGGCCAGAAUGCCAAUUUGUCAGAUCUUUUAGGUGGUUUAAAUGGUUUAACUACCAAUAUUCUUAGAAUUGGAACAUUUGAAAACAUGAAAAAGAAGUUUCCAGUCACUCCAAAUACGUUACAUGGUCUUUGCAAUAUUUCAGUAAAUGAAGUAGAUUUACAACAUACACAUUUUGAUCAACUGUCACCCAAUACAUUCUUCUGUUUAAGCAAGGUUCAAAAGUUAGAUUUGACAAACACCUGGAUUGAUUGCUUUCCUAAGUUUAAUAAUUCGCUAAGGGACCUCAUACUGCAUAAAAAUGAAUUCAACAGUCUUUGUGAUAUAAAAACAGAGAGUUUAACAUUACUCACAAGCCUUCACGUACGGUACAACCAAAAAAUGAUAAGCAUGGGAACAGGUUGUUUGAAAAAUCUUCAAUCUCUUCAAUUUUUGGAUUUAAGUCAUAGUAUUGAAGAAACGAAGGCCUGUUGUAGCAACCACUCUAUGGGUCUUGUUGCCUUGAAGUAUCUAAACCUCAGUUCCAAUGGUAGACUUACCCUCUCACAACACUCCUUUCCAGAUAGUGAUAACCUGGAAGUCCUAGAUUUUGCUUACACCCACAUUUUCAUUCCUGAGUCUUUUAGUCCAUUUAGUAAUUUGAAACUCCUAAAAGUACUAAAUAUGUCCCAUAGCUAUAUUAAUGGAAGUAAUGAUCACAUCUUAGAGGGUCUUCAUAAUCUCAGCUACCUGAACCUCAAGAAAUGUUCAUUUUAUUCUGGAGUUAUCAAAGAAAGCAACCUCUUCAAACAUGCAGUAAACUUGAAAGACCUAAUAUUGUCCUCCUGUGAAAUAACCGCAAUAGAGGAACACGCAUUUUCAAAUUUGAAAAAGCUCACUUACGUAGAUCUAAGUCAAAAUCAGCUAUUGCAAUUCAGUAGCAAUGCCUUUGGAGACCUCAGUUACAUCUACCUAAAUUUUGCUUUUAAUAGGAUUACAAUUAUACCUUUUAAUUUGGUGCACAACAUUGGAAAUCAAAGUAUUAUUAAUUUAAGUCACAAUCCACUUGAUUGCUCGUGUUCCAAUACCCAAUUCAUAUCAUGGUAUAUGGAAAACCUGAAGAUGUUUGAGGAUAAUAGCAAUACUGUGUGCUGGUCUCCUCAAUCUGCAAAUGGAACCAUGCUUUCUAUGUUAAAAAUUAAUUGUAAGACUUCAUCUGGUGUCAUAUUUGUGAUCAUUCUAGCAGUAAUAGUUGUGAUCAUUAUUAUAAUAGUUGCUGUAAGGUAUUAUAGGAAGAAAUUGUAUUCUGUAAUUUAAAAAAAAUGACCAUUUUCAACCAUGCAUUUUGUUGAGCCAACAUCAUUAUCAAAAAUAUAAAACAUCAAAUUGACAAAUUUGGAUGCUUUGAAAAUUUUUAAAUUUGGGCACAAUUUAAAUCUUUGGGGCAUAAAAGUCUGUAUUUUGAGCAUGCUCCAUUGUACAGAUUUGGAAAAUGUUAUUCCGCAUUAUACAUCUUUAUCCUACCGAUUCUAUUCUAUAUCCCCACUCUAAAAUACAUUAUUUCUGUAUGCUGUACCUGUGUACUUAUAUCAGAACUUUUUUUUUUCCUUACCUUGGUUUGAAGUUGUGCAUUGGAUGAAGCACAGAAUUGUAUUGAAUUGUAGCUCAGCUAACUGUUCAAUGCUUACCAAGUAUCCAAAAUAUGGCAGGACAGUCUGUAUUUCUGUUCCUGUCCCACUAUUCCAGGUAUGUCCAGGUCAGUUUCUCCAGAAAGCAUAGCGUGAGCACAUUAUUACAUUACAGACCAUGCAGUAAGCUGCAUGGCUGUAGCCAUGUUCUCCGAAUAGACUGCCCUUAGUGUGGCUGGCCAGAUUUAGUGGUAGGCAGCUUGGCUUGCAUGCCAGUGACACAUGACAUGUCACUGGCCCACCAAUCCAUGUUUUACUCACUAAGCUGGGAUGUAUGCAAUCAUGUAUUAGCCAAAAGCAGAUAACUGCACACAAUUAGAGCCACCAUAAACACUUGCAGACAUUAAAAUGAGACAAAUCUUUAGGCCACCU
Molecule: messenger RNA, 2768 nt
Organism: Pelobates fuscus (common spadefoot toad)
Lineage: Eukaryota; Metazoa; Chordata; Amphibia; Anura; Pelobatidae
Gene: CD180
Product: CD180 molecule
Exons: 3
Coding region: 34-2025 (663 amino acids)
Biological process (GO): cellular response to lipopolysaccharide; B cell proliferation involved in immune response; positive regulation of lipopolysaccharide-mediated signaling pathway
Cellular component (GO): extracellular matrix
Molecular function (GO): protein binding
Source: RefSeq, a predicted model, not a curated record